This is a messenger RNA of Rubroshorea leprosula, 3291 nucleotides long. The record is from the annotation of a GenBank genome assembly. NCBI's taxonomy places the organism in Eukaryota, Viridiplantae, Streptophyta, Magnoliopsida, Malvales, Dipterocarpaceae.
CAGUUAAAGUUAUUCUAUAAGUAGAACGGCCUCAAGAACUGAAACGGAGAACCAUAAGUUUUAAGUUUCAACUGUUUUCCUUGAUUUUGUUCUUAUCUCUUUCAAGAUGAUGUUUUUUGGUAGAGGGUCCCCUCAACUUGUCUGUGCACUUGUAAUUUUACUGCAUGCGGGAGGUGCUGUUGGAUUCAAUUCAACAUCAGGAGCUGCUGGGGUUAGGUGCAUAGAGAGGGAAAGACAAGCGCUUCUCAUGUUUAAACAAAGUCUGGUUGAUGAGCAAGAUGUGCUUUCCACAUGGGGAAGUGAAGAACGGAGGAAGGAUUGUUGCAGCUGGACAGGAGUUAAAUGUAGCAACAGAACUGGGCACGUAAUUUGGCUUGAUCUUCAUGAUAAAUCUUUAAGUGGUACGCUGAGUCCUUCUCUGUUUAAAUUGCAGUAUUUAACUUAUUUAAACCUCAGUUGGAAUGAUAUUGGUUCUAUCCGCAUUCCAGAGUCAAUUAGUUCACUCAAGCAAUUAAAAUAUCUUGACCUUUCUGUUAAUAGGUUAAGUGGAUCGCUUCCUAUUCUGCUAGGAAACCUCACAAGUUUGCGUUUCCUUGAUCUUAGUUUUAACAAAUUUUACAGUGUUGAAAAUCUUGAGUGGCUCUCUCAUCUUUCUCUUUUGAAAUACCUUGAUCUGAGUGGAAUCGACCUUAGCAAGGUUAAUAAUUGGCUGCAGCUGGUUAAUAAGCUUCCUCAUCUAACCAACCUGCGGCUCAAUUCUUGUAAUCUUCUAGAUGUCAUUCCUCAACCUCUCCCCAUGAACAAUAGUUCUAUUUCUCUUGCUGUCCUUGAGUUAUAUGAUAAUAACUUGACUGCUACAAUGUUCCAAUGGCUUUUCAACUUUAGCAAUAGCCUUGUCCAUCUCGGCCUAUCUUACAAUCAGUUACAAGGUUUGAUUCCAGAAGCUUUUGGUAACAUGAUUUUCCUAGAAGAACUAUAUCUCUCGGAUAAUCAAUUUGAAGGUGGGAUUCAAAAAUCCUUUGGCAACAUGUGCAAAUUAAGGCUUCUAGACCUGUCAUCUAACAAUCUCAAAGGAAUGCUUCCUGAUUUCUUGGGCAACUUGUCUGGAUGUCUGGAACUUACCUUCGAGUCUUUGUACAUACGAAAUAACAAAUUCAUGGGACCUUUACCCAAUGCAAUUAGAAACUUUCCAUCAUUGAAGGUGUUGUCUCUUUCAUACAAUAGACUAAAUGGGACUGUACCCAACUGGAGCGGACUCUUGUCCGAGCUUGAGGAAUUUUAUAUCAGUGGUAAUUCUUUUAAUGGGGUGAUCACUGAGGCACAUUUCUCAAAGCUCUCCAAGUUAAAAGGGUUGUCACUGUCUUCUAAUUUUUUAAGCUUCAACAUUAGCCUGGACUGGAUUCCACCUUUCCAGUUGGAUGGCAUAUAUCUCAGUUCUUGCAAGUUAGGUCCAAAAUUUCCAAAAUGGCUACAGACUCAAGGAAGCUUCUUGUAUCUUGAUCUCUCUAGUAACGAAAUUUCAGAUACCAUUCCCGAUUUGAGUCAAAAUAAGUUGGAGGGUCCAUUGCCACUAUUCCCUGCUAAUAGCACGUCAUUAUCACUCUCCAACAAUGGAUUUUCUGGGAAAAUUUCUUCCCUCUGUUCUAUAACUGGUAACAUGUUUGCGUUACUUGAUAUUUCGUUCAAUCAACUAUCCGGAGAGCUUCCUGACUGCAUGGCAAGUUGGUCAAAAUUAGAGAUUCUAAAUUUGGGUCACAAUCAUUUAUUUGGGAAAAUUCCAAUCUUUAUUGGAUCUCUUAAAAUGCUUGAAACGUUGGUUUUGCGCAACAACAGCUUCUCUGGUGAAAUACCUUGGUCUUUAGGAGACUGCAAUCACUUGCAAUUUGUGGACAUGAGUCAUAAUAAUUUCUCAGGACCACUGCCAGGCUGGAUUGGAGAAAGAUUGGUCAACCUAACCUACCUUCUCCUUGGAUCCAAUAAUUUCUACGGAGAUAUCCCCUUACGCCUAUGCCAAUUGACAAAAAUUAUGGUGCUGGACUUCUCUAACAACACACUCUGUGGAAACAUACCAUGGUGCAUUGAUAAUAUGACUGCCUUGACCAAAAAGGAGAAUUUGGUCGAUGAUCAUUGGUAUGUUCUUUAUUUGGGAAAUAAUGUCCGUCGUGGUGCUGCCUAUGUUGAUAAAGCAUAUAUUGUGUGGAAAGGAACAGAAUAUGAAUUUGCAGAAAAUCUGAAGAUUCUGAGGCUCAUUGACCUUUCAAGCAACAAUUUAACUGGAGAAAUUCCACAGCAGAUAUGGAGUCUCUUUGAACUGGUGCAAUUGAAUUUAUCAAGAAAUCAAUUAACGGGAAGGAUUCCAGCAGAUAUAGGACAAAUGAGAAGCUUAGAAUCACUUGAUCUAUCACGAAACCAGCUUUCAGGCCGGCUUCCUUCAAGCAUGUCUCAGUUAAGUUUUCUCAGUGCCUUGAACUUGUCAAAUAACAACUUUUAUGGGAGAAUUCCAUUAGGCACCCAAUUGCAGACCUUUUCUCCUUAUGCAUUUGCUGGUAAUUCUGCACUAUGUGGGCCUCCGCUAACACCAACAUGCCCAGAAGAUGAGAAACCUUCGGCUGGUUGUGGUAGAGAUAUCCAAGAUGAUGGGGACGAAUUCUGGAAAGGGUUUAAACCCAGCAUGGAACUCGGAAUGGCUUUUGGGUUUUUGGGAGUAUUGGCUUUAAAGUUGGAUCAUCCAUGGAAACAUGUCUGCAUAUUGCUAUUCAACUACAUGAAGAUCCCCCUCAACAACUUGAAGGGCUACCUCUAUUUGAUUGUCGCAGCACUUGGUUUAGUAGUAACGGUGAAUGCUACCAGAUUGCGAAGAAAGUUUAGGUUUUAGGACCCAUCACUCUUUCUGUAGCGUGUAGAGAAGUGGGUAUGUAUUAUGUUUGUUUAUGCCAUCUUGUUGAUUAAAAGCAUUACUUCAUUGAAUAACAAAUCCGCCUCUGACCGUUGUUUUCAGGUUCAAAAUGUUUGUUAAGGCUUCAGCCUUCAAGGAUUCAACUUCUCUGGUGAUGUGAAAUUCCAGCGUGUCUUUUCAACCCUCAUAAGAUUCCACAUUUGGCUUCCUUUCCAAGCAGUAGUGUAAAUUUUUUUUUUUUGUUUUUUAUGUAUAUGCUCUGUUAUGUUGUGGUCUGAAACUCUGAAUGGAUGGUUUAUGUCUUGUGUUGUAUUAGCUUUCAUCCACAUUUGUGUUGGAUGGUUUGUGUUGGUUUCCUUAAGGGCAAUAUUUUUCAAUAAAAACAGCUACGCAAC